AUGUCAAUAACGAUAGAAGAUAUACCAAACCUCUUACUAGAGACCAAUAAAUAUAAUUAUUUAUCAGAAUUAUUAACAUUAGAUCAAUCAAUAUCGUCAUCAUCAUCAUCAUUGUCGUCGUCAUUGUCGUCGUCAUUGUCGUCGUCGUCAUCAUACACUAACCUAACCAUUCAUCAACAACAAUUAUUUAAUACAUUAGAAUUAUUUACAUUUGGUAAUUAUCAACAAUAUUUAAAAUAUAAAGAGAAAUAUAUUGAUCUAGAUGAAUCUUUAUUGCGUAAAUUAUUGGAAUUGACUUUAAUUACUAUAGAUUUUGAAAAUAUUAAUCAAAUUAUAAAUUAUCAAGAUAUUAAAAAUCAUUAUGGUAUAGAAAUUAAUAAUAAUAAUAAUAACAACAACAACAGCAAUUCAGGGAUGAUUAUUUCAUUAAUAAUUAAAUUAAAUUUUCAAAAUUUGAUCAAUAUAAAAAUCAAUGAUGUGGAAAAGAAAUUAAUCAUCAAUGGUGGUGGUAAUGGUGGGGGGKGGAGAUCACAAUAUUAA
Molecule: messenger RNA, 540 nt
Organism: Candida albicans SC5314
Lineage: Eukaryota; Fungi; Ascomycota; Pichiomycetes; Serinales; Debaryomycetaceae
Exons: 1
Coding region: 1-540 (179 amino acids)
Source: RefSeq, a predicted model, not a curated record